Haliotis rubra (blacklip abalone) is the source of this 799-nucleotide messenger RNA. RefSeq names its product solute carrier family 22 member 3-like. Gene Ontology annotation, biological process: transmembrane transport. Gene Ontology annotation, molecular function: transmembrane transporter activity. Bases 1 to 780 code for a protein of 259 amino acids. The record is from RefSeq and is a predicted model, not a curated record. The transcript is spliced from 5 exons. Gene Ontology annotation, cellular component: membrane. Lineage: Eukaryota; Metazoa; Mollusca; Gastropoda; Lepetellida; Haliotidae.
AUGGCAAAGGCUAACAAGGUCAAACUGGAUGAGGACUUCACUUGCUCAAACGACGAUGAUAGAGAUCAACAAUUCUGGGAGUUACUGAAAUCCCGUAUAAUGAUGAAACGGAUCCUCAUUAUAUUUUACAGUUGGUUUGCCAUAGGAAUGGGUUUUUACGGCCUCAGCAUGAAUGUCACCAACCUCUCUGGCAACGUCUACCUCAACUUCUUCCUGUUUGUCCUGGUUGAGACCUUCGCUUAUGUCAUCUGCCUGGUGCUGGUGGAGCGCACCGGGCGCAAGAGGAUGCUGUGUGCUUCUAUGCUGAUGGCCGGAGCAACAUCUAACGCGUGGAUCAUCAACAGUCUGGCGUGUCUAGGCAACACAUGUGUGUCAGUUGGUUUUGCCUCAGUGUACGUCUUCACGGCAGAGCUGCUGCCAACUACAUCACGAAACUUUGGAAUGGCCUUGAGUUCCGUGUUCUGUAGAGUUGGAAGUUUAUCAUCACCGUACAUAAACGACCUGACUAUGCACAUCAGUAGCCGAUACAGUCAGAUACUGCCCAUGUUGGUGUUUGGGUUAGUGACGGCGCUGUCAGGACUUCUGACUCUUCUUCUCCCAGAAACGAAAAAUGCAACACUUCCGGAGACAAUCAAGGAAGCAGAAAAACUCGGAACACCAUAUAGCUGCAAGAUGCAAAGAAACAUUAUCCAUACCAACAGAUGUGCCUAUGAUGGAGCAGCACGUGGACAAGACACGAUUCUCCUGGACAGCAAAGACUGCAAAUCUCCCGAUGUAUGAAGGAACUGGAUCCGAGAAG